CAGGAAUCGGAUAUUAUUGUUAAUUUAUCCGACUGUACACCCAAACUUUUUUUUUAAAAAAAAACAAAUUUUCUUUUCUAGAGGAAAAAUCCACAAAAGCGACGACAAAAAAAAAAUGUCACAAAAUCUCCAUUUCCUCUCUUCCCUCUUUCUAAUUUCUUCGUAGUAAUUUACCCAAAUUUCUUUUCCUUUGAUUCACCGAAAUUUUGAUCCCUUUCUCAAUUUUCGAGUCAAAAUCCAUCUAAAAUUCUGUGCUUUCUUCUCUAAAUCUCUCGAAAUUACUCCGAUUUCUAAUCUGUUUAGGGUUUCCAUCGCCUAAUUAACUCGGCUUUAAAAUUGGCGAUCGGUUUCCUUCGGUGAACUGUUUGGGGCUCCGAAUUUUAUCGAUUUCGUGGUGGGUUUGGUUUUUUGAAGCGAUCACGAUGAUGUUUUCUAGCUGAUGGCGAAUUGACUAGCUGGAAUCAGGAUUAUGAUGUUCCAUUAUCUUUCUACAACAAUGGAUCUCUGAAGAUUUCUUCGAAUGUUUUGAAUCCAAGGAUUGUCGUCUAGAGGAUUUUUCUUUAUUUCUGGGGGUUAAAUGCUGAAUUGGAAAACAGAUCCAGGAGCAAAUUGAGGAAGAGGAGGGUUCGUUUGAUAUUUUGAUUUUCGAAUUUGAGGUUUUUUGUUUUUGCUCAAGUGAUCGGAGAAGAUGGAUCAUGUGAUUGGUGCGAAGUUUAAGCUUGGAAGGAAAAUUGGUAGUGGAUCAUUUGGAGAGCUUUAUCUAGGUGUAAAUGUCCAAACAGGAGAAGAAGUUGCUGUCAAGCUGGAAUCUGUCAAGACCAAGCAUCCCCAACUUCAUUAUGAGUCCAAGCUGUAUAUGCUGCUUCAAGGAGGAACUGGGAUUCCGAAUCUCAAGUGGUUUGGAGUUGAAGGUGAACACAGCGUAAUGGUUAUUGACCUUCUAGGUCCUAGUCUUGAGGACUUGUUUAACUACUGCAACAGGAAGUUCACCUUGAAAACUGUUCUCAUGCUUGCAGACCAACUUCUUAACAGGGUCGAAUACAUGCAUACUCGAGGUUUCCUUCACCGUGAUAUAAAGCCUGAUAAUUUUUUAAUGGGGCUUGGACGCAAAGCUAAUCAGGUGUAUAUCAUUGAUUACGGAUUAGGGAAGAAAUACAGAGACCUUCAGACUCACAAGCACAUUCCUUACAGAGAAAACAAAAAUCUCACUGGCACGGCUCGGUACGCAAGUGUCAACACUCACCUUGGAGUCGAACAAAGUCGAAGAGAUGAUUUGGAAUCACUUGGUUAUGUGCUUAUGUAUUUCAUCAAAGGAAGCUUACCAUGGCAGGGAUUAAAAGCUGGGACAAAGAAGCAGAAAUAUGACAGAAUCAGUGAGAAGAAAGUAUCAACACCUAUAGAGUUUUGCUUUACUGUUUCAAGCCACUCUCGUCUCAUAUUUUGUGUCAAAUUGUUGAAACUCUUGCUUGUAGGUUACCAAUUCGAUUAUGUAUUUGACUGGACAGUCCUUAAGUACCCUCAAAUCGGUUCCAGCUCUGGUUCUAGCUCACGGACAAGGCAACAUACAACCACGAAACCAGGAUUCAACACAGGUCCUUCUAUCGAAAGACAAGACAGGACCGCAGGAAAAGAAACAACCCGUGAUAGAGUCUCAGGUGCAGUGGAAGCCUUCACCCGAAGGCACCCGACAACAACUUGUACGCCACGUGAUCGUCCUAGAUCAAGAAACUCUGAUGACGGACCUUUCACUAAGCACACGCAUGGAGAGUCUGAAAGACCAAACAGUUCCUCAAGAUACAGAACAUCUUCUUCUAGGAAAGCCGUUGCUGCGUCAAGCUCUCGGCCAAGUUCUGCAGGCGGACCAAGCGAAAGCCGAGCUUCGAGCCGUAUGGUUUCAUCAAGCGGCGGUGGUGGAAGCGGCAGUGGCAGUGGCCGUCCUUCGACCAGUCAGAGAAUCCAAGCUGGAUAUGAAUCUAAGACUCUGUCUUUCUCUCGUGCAACUGCUGCAAGAAACAGUCGUGAAGAUCAGUUAAGAAGCUUCGAGCUUCUCUCUCUUCGGAAAUAAAAGGAAAAUGAGUGAGAGAGACAGCAAACUCCAUGAAAACCCAUCAGAAGAGAAUCUUUUGGUUAGAAAGAUUUCAUAUACUUGAAAGAUCUUUACAGGUAAAUUUCAGAUACAGCCUUGCAGAGAUCUUUCCCCACCAACUCUUGUUUGUUUUGUAUAUUUAAAUCGUGAUGUGUUUAGACAAAAAAAAUGAACAAUCAAAAAUGUAGAGUCUCCAUGUAAAAACGGUAAAGUUGUAUCCUUAUAUUCGAUUACUUCGACUAUCUGUAAUAAACCAAAAACAAAAACAAAAAGUUGUAUCAUAUCUUCUAUAUUACGAAGUUAAAACACUUUCUUGCAAGGCACACAAGAAGACAC
Molecule: messenger RNA, 2422 nt
Organism: Thlaspi arvense
Lineage: Eukaryota; Viridiplantae; Streptophyta; Magnoliopsida; Brassicales; Brassicaceae
Source: the annotation of a GenBank genome assembly